Messenger RNA from Neltuma alba, 2226 nucleotides. Its product is annotated as probable protein phosphatase 2C 12. The coding region runs from base 354 to 1640 and encodes 428 amino acids. Gene Ontology annotation, molecular function: protein serine/threonine phosphatase activity. The transcript is spliced from 10 exons. The record is from RefSeq and is a predicted model, not a curated record. Gene Ontology annotation, biological process: protein dephosphorylation. NCBI's taxonomy places the organism in Eukaryota, Viridiplantae, Streptophyta, Magnoliopsida, Fabales, Fabaceae.
UCCCGAACGGGGGAAUCCAUUGAUUAGGAUUUCGGUUUAACGCUUUAAUCCCAAGUGUUAAUAUCCUGUUUGUCUGACUUAGAUUUUUGUAUAUUACUCCACAUUCUCGUAUUUCUCGCAAUUUGUGUUCUGAAUUCUGAUCGAUCAACGAUGUUUUUAUUUUGGGCAAUUUGUGUUGAUAAUGUGUUUUGAUUUCAUCAUUCACAACACUUGCCGAUACAAGUCGAAAUUUCCUGUCACUGUUUGGAGAUUUUGUUGAUUCCGAUUUCGUUACAAUAAAGCAUGGAGUACUAGAACUAUACCAUUUUUCUGCAAUUGGUCAUAUUGGCAUUUGAGCUUGAGGGGCGUCGACAAUGUCAACCAAGGGCGAACACCAUACGGUCCCCCUUUCGGUGCUCCUGAAGCGUGAAUCAGCAAGCGAGAAAAUUGAAAAACCAGAAAUUCACCAUGGUCAAGCAAGCCAGAGCAAAAAGGGAGAGGACUUCACGCUACUAAAAACGGAAUGCCAGAGGGUGGUGGGGGACGGGGUGUCGACAUAUUCUGUUUUCGCGCUAUUUGAUGGACACAAAGGAUCUGCUGCUGCUAUUUAUGCCAAGGAGAAUCUACUAAAUAAUAUUUUAAGUGUGAUUCCUUCGGAUCUUAACAGAGAUGAGUGGAUAGCAGCUUUGCCUAGGGCGUUAGUUGCGGGCUUUGUAAAAACUGAUAAAGAUUUUCAAGAGACAGCUCAAACAUCAGGAACAACUGUGACAUUUGUGAUUAUAGAAGGUUGGAUUGUCACAGUUGCAUCUGUUGGUGAUUCCCGAUGCAUACUUGAACCUUCUGAAGGUGGGCUUUAUUACCUAUCAGCGGAUCAUAGGCUAGACACCAAUGAAGAGGAGGUGGCACGUAUAACGAGCAGUGGAGGUGAGGUUGGUCGGCUCAAUACUGGUGGAGGUGCAGAGAUUGGUCCUUUGAGAUGUUGGCCUGGUGGCUUGUGUCUUUCCAGAUCUAUUGGUGAUAUGGAUGUUGGACAAUUCAUUGUUCCUGUACCUUACGUUAAGCAAGUGAAGCUGUCCACAUCUGGAGGCAGACUUAUUAUCUGCAGUGAUGGUGUUUGGGAUGCUCUAUCUGCAGAAACAGCCCUUGAUUGUUGUCGUGGGAUGCCACCAGAAGUUGCAGCACCGCAUAUAGUUAAAGAGGCGGUACAAGCAAAGGGGCUUAGAGAUGACACAACCUGCGUUGUUAUUGAUAUUCUGCCCCAAGAGAAACCACCUGCUCCUCCUUUGACACAAGUUAAAAGACCAAUGAAAGGAAUGUUUAAAUCCAUGUUUCGGAGAAAAUCUGCGGAAUCAUCUUCUUAUAAUGAGAAAGAUUAUAUGGAGCCUGAUGUGGUAAUGGAGAUGUACGAGGAAGGAUCUGCUAUGCUUUCAGAAAGGUUAGAUACGAAAUAUCCACUCUGCAACAUGUUCAAGUUGUUUACCUGUGCAGUCUGUCAAGUUGAGAUGAAGCCUGGGGAGGGUAUAUCAGUACACGAAGGGGCAUCCAACCUGGGGAAAUUGCGUCCCUGGGACGGUCCAUUCCUUUGCCGAAGUUGCCAAGACAAGAAAGAAGCCAUGGAAGGGAAGAGAAAAUUAGAUAGACGUGGCAGCGGGAGUGACUAACGAAUUCGCGUGUGUAUUUGCAUUUUGAGAGAGCUAAUGAUUCUUAGUGGGAGGAUUUAACUUCCGAACAGUGACUUCCCUCCAUUGUCAUGGAGCUUCUCGAGAUUUUGGAUCUGUUUGAAAUUACACGUCAAAAUUGAUAUGGAUUUGUCCUUUUCCCAGUGCUUCAGAGUCAGAACGCCAAUUGCAUGUUAUGUGAUUUCUGACUUGGAGAAGUGGAAUAGCAACCGCCCAAGUGCUGUGGAAGGCUGUAUUAACCGCAGUGUACAAUAAGAAAAUAGGAUGUUGGUGGCCAUUGAUUCUUUUCUAUAAUUAUUCUGCGCCGAAUCCGUUCAUUUGUAUAUGGGUCCUUUGGAAUCACGGUAUGGACCUUAAAAGAAGGGGCUUUUGUUGUAAAAUGUGCUGUCGGGAAUUCAAUCCCCCGUUAGGUUAGAAGUGUAUUGAGCCGUUUAAAUGAUUUGUUGUUGUGGCAUUAGAUUUUGGUUAUUACUGAACGAACAUUAACCCCAGUCCAGUAAUAGAAAUGUUAUCCAUUACAUUCCCCCCCCCCCCCCGAUUUAGCCAGAUUGGAUUUUUCUCCCCUUCA